Messenger RNA from Drosophila virilis, 1297 nucleotides. RefSeq names its product zinc finger matrin-type protein 2. Gene Ontology annotation, molecular function: nucleic acid binding; zinc ion binding. The record is from RefSeq and is a predicted model, not a curated record. Gene Ontology annotation, cellular component: spliceosomal complex; U4/U6 x U5 tri-snRNP complex. Gene Ontology annotation, biological process: mRNA splicing, via spliceosome. NCBI's taxonomy places the organism in Eukaryota, Metazoa, Arthropoda, Insecta, Diptera, Drosophilidae.
AGAUGAUUAACUGGAGUUGCAGUGAGUUUGUCUGCACGGAGGAUGGCUGUGGUAGGGUAUUUAACACGAGAUGGACACUAAAACGACACUCCUGGACGCACCGGCAAGACUCAAAUACGACGCAUGAUUGCAAACAAUGCAAUAAAAACUUUUCCCGCAAAGAUUCCCUGGAUCGGCACAAUCAAAUGUGUCACAGCAACAUACUGUUAAUGUAUAUGUGCUCGGUGGAAGGCUGCGGCAAGCUUUUUAGUCUUAAAUCCACGCUCCAUCGCCACAAAUCAUCGCAUACGGAAUGCUUCACUUGCGAUGAGUGCGGCAGCAGCUUUACACGCAAGGACAAUUUGACAAGACAUAAAACAAUCCAUACAAAGAAGCUGUCCAAUAAUUGCGAGAAAUUCAGCCAACCUAUAGAGAAUACCCCUAAUCUGCCGGAGGCAGAGACAAUUGCAUGCAAAGGAGGAGGCGAUCACACCUAUGCACUUUUAACAAGUUAAUUCGUGCAGUCUAUCGGAAAUCGGAAUCAAUAGUGAUGCAACACUGUGCACUGAUCUUAUCGAUAGUCAUUUUUGUAUCGCACUAAUAAAGUUAAAAAAAAAAAUUGCCUUUUGUAUAAUUAAACGCGAGUGCAUAGAAAUUUGGCAAAAUGACGAUGCGACCAGAUGAUCAUCGCAGAAAAUGGGACAAGAACGAAUAUCAAAAACUGGCACAAGAGCGCCUGCUCAACCAGACUGCACCAAAGGACGAGGAGCCAGUGCAGCGGGAAAACCUGAAGAGACGCGACUACAAGGUUGACCUGGACAGCAAAUUGGGCAAAAGCGUUGUCAUUAACAAAAACACACCUACCUCACAAUCGGGCGGCUACUAUUGCAAUGUUUGCGACUGUGUUGUCAAGGAUUCCAUCAAUUUUCUGGAUCACAUCAAUGGCAAGAAACACCAGCGUAAUCUGGGCAUGUCGAUGAAGGUGGAGCGCAGCACCGUUGACCAGGUGAAAGAUCGCUUUCAGCAAAACAAACAGAAAAUGGCCGAGAAGCAAAAAGACUACGAGCUGGAGAAGCGGCUGCGCGAGGCCAAAGAGGAGGAGGAUCGCUACAAGGAGCACAGAAAAGAGAAGCGAAAAGAGCGCAAACGCAAGGCCGAGGAGAACGAUGAGUUUGCGGCCGGCCUGCCCGACGACAUGGCCGCCAUAAUGGGCUUCUCCGGGUUCGGCGGCUCCAAGAAAAACUCAUAGGCCUUCGCUUAAACCGUGUAAUUAUUAAUAAUAGAACAUAGAAAUAGAAACAUUUUUCUACCAACGAAA